GAACGGGACAGAGCCUGUGGAGCCCUGUAUAAGCAACAUCCAUGGUUUCACGUCCUGUUUCCUGUUCAGUAUAGAGACUCAACACACGAUCGGUUAUGGCGGAAGGGUGACGACAGAAGAAUGCCCGGAAGCUAUAUUCAUCAUGUGUGUACAGAGUAUUACUGGGGUUAUGAUACAAGCAUUCAUGGUUGGUGUCGUGUUUGCGAAGCUCUCCCGUCCAAAGAAACGAACGCAAACACUGCUCUUCUCAAGGCACGCCGUCAUCAACCACAGAGAUGGAGUUCCGUGUUUGAUGUUCAGGGUUGGGGAUAUGAGGAAGAGUCACAUCAUCGAAGCGCACGUUAGAGCGCAGCUCAUUAGGCAUAAGGUUACGAAGGAGGGAGAACACUUGCCAUUCUUCCAGACUGAGUUAAAAGUAAGUACGUUUUUCGCUGUUUAG
Acanthoscelides obtectus is the source of this 439-nucleotide messenger RNA. The record is from the annotation of a GenBank genome assembly. NCBI's taxonomy places the organism in Eukaryota, Metazoa, Arthropoda, Insecta, Coleoptera, Chrysomelidae.